CUUCACCUCUGAGCCAGAGAGAACAGAUUUAGCUUUGUCUAUGGGAAAAGCAAGGUCCAGAGACAUUCAGCCGCCGAGUCAAACGGGGACAUCAGACUUUGUUCCUCUGCUAGCAGCCCUGUGUUCAGCGUCAACUGGAAAACAACCCCACGGUGCUGGAGAGGUCCAUUCAGGCUCCAUCUUAUUUCUCUUUUCUUUCUUGAGAGGGUUGGGUAGUUCAGGCUGACCUCCAGCUCCCCAUGCAGCUGUGACCUUGAACUUCUCACCCUCCUGCUGUCAUCUCUGAAAGCUGAGGACCGACACCAGGGCCCAUGGACACCUUCAGCACAAAGAACCUGGUCCUGCAGGCCCAGAAGAAAGUCCUCAGCAAGAUGGCUUCCAAGGCCAUGGUGGCUGUAUUUGUGGAUGACACCAGCAGUGAGAUCUUGGAUGAAUUGUACCAGGCCACUAAGGAGUUCACCCGCAGCCGGAAGGAGGCGCAGAGAGUGGUGAAGAACCUGGUGAAGGUGGCGGUGAAGCUGGCUGUGUUGCUUCGGGCAGACCAGCUGGACAGCAACGCGCUAGCCCAGCUGCGGCGUUUCCGGAGCCGGGUGCACAGCCUGGCCAUGACAGCCCUCAGCUUCCACCAGGUAGACUUCACCUUUGACCGGUGUGUGCUGGCCACUGGGCUGCUGGAAUGCAGGGAUCUGUUGCACCAGGCCACUGGCCUGCACCUCACUGCCAAGUCACACGGCCGCAUCAAUCACAUUUUCAGUCACUUUGCCAAUGGCGACUUCCUGGCUGCACUGUACAGUCCAGUAGAGCCCUACCGGAGCCACCUGUGUCGCAUCUGUGAUGGCCUCGGGAGGAUGUUGGAUGAGGGUGGCAUCUGACCUGGAGUCAGCCACCUGGAGCCUAUCUUCCCCUAGUGACUGGUCCCCCAGAACACAGAACUGCCUGUGUAUGAGGCAGUGUCUCCUCUGCUUCUCCUGCUGUAGCCCAUUUGCUUUUGUCUGCGUCUCCCCUCCUCCUCCUCUUCCUUCUGAGACAGGUCUCAUGUAGCCAGGCUGACACCAAACUCCCCAUGUAGCCAAGGCUGACCUUGACCUCCUGAGCCUCUUGCCCCCACCUCCGAGAGUGCUGGACGACAAGUGUGUGCCAACAACCCACUGUCUGAGCAUUCUCAGUCUUUCAAAUAAGGUUGUGGAGAACUGGGAGAAAAGAAUUGUACUCCCCUGAUCCCUCCCACUGCCAAAUGACUGUUUCCUAAGUCUCAGGUCCUCCCAAGGUGACUUGCUUUAAAAAAUGGAGUUCAAACUCUUGCACCAGACUAGAGUGAACAGGUAUCAGCCUGCUACAACAGGUCUUUAUAUAGGUUGGCCCAGGGGGGCUCACUCUGCCAAUGCUGCAGGGCACUGGGCACUGACGAGUGACGCUACUACCAAGUGUACCAGCAGACAGGUGCUAGACAGGGGCCAUGGCUUUUUCCCAGUGGUUUUGAGACUCCAAGCACACUUUGGUGUUGGGAUCUGAGAUCCUGUUAGGGGACUGGACCCUGGCACUGAAGAAAAGAAAUAGAGUCGGUGAGAUGGCUCAGCCUGUAGGAGUGCUUGCUGCCAAGCCUGUUGACUGGCUUUCCCAAAACCUGUGCAGUAGGAGAAGAAUCCAGUUUCAGAAAGUUGGCCUCUGAUCUCCAUGUGGACAUGCCCACACAGAGCCACAUGAGGGCGGGUGCUCUGGCACUUGGAAACAUGGGGGGAUCCAACCACUCAGCAAGGAGGCACUAUUCCAGGUGGACACUUGGGAGUUGUCACUGAUAGGACAGGACUCGCUGUCAAACAUGGGGACCCCAUUCCCAGCUUCAGACCAGGGAAAAGCCACUGGAGACACAAGUAUGUGUUAAAUUAUAAUUCCAUAUUUGGGAAACAAAUCCAUCUUUCCUCUUUGUAUGGUAGCCUGGGUUUGUAACUGAGACUGACUGUGUGUGGAAGCAGCCUCUACUAUCUGAGCGGGCCUGUGGUUAUGUGAGACACCAUAACUGGUUAACCCAAUUGGUACUGAGACAAAACUUUUACCCUUGGAAAGUAGGCUCCAGCUACAUAUGUGCCCAGCUGAGGUAUGGGUUAGUUGUCUAGAAUCCCUCAGCGUGGUUAGGGGUGGACCCCGCCUAGAAUUCCCCAGUGAGGGAUCAGGAGCUUGGCUCAGGGGUAGCAUGCACGAGGUGGGGAUGGCCGGAGACCUGUGAAGAUCCUGUGUCUGUAGUUCGUGUUUGUGGAGGAGCUGGCACAGCAGCAGAUGGGAAGGUUAUCUGAGGUAUUUGGAGAAGACACAGAACGUGCAAAGCUGAGUGUAUUUAGGGCAGUGUUUACAACCUGGAACUUCCUGGGGUCAGGAGGGAGUCACUUCCUCAGUGUUUCAGUGCAUGCAGACAGAUGUAAUGACAAAGAAGGUUCUAUUAACAGCUACAUUUUCUUGUUGUUUUGAGACAGGGUCUCUCUGUGUAGCCCUGGUUGUCCUGGAACUCACUCUGUAGACUAAGCUAGUCUGGAACUCAGAGAUCCUCCUGCCUCUGCCUCUGCCUCCCAAGUGCUAGGAUUAAAGGACAAUAUUUUGCCCCGUGG
Rattus rattus (black rat) is the source of this 2600-nucleotide messenger RNA. RefSeq names its product TNF alpha induced protein 8 like 1 (gene Tnfaip8l1). NCBI's taxonomy places the organism in Eukaryota, Metazoa, Chordata, Mammalia, Rodentia, Muridae. The record is from RefSeq and is a predicted model, not a curated record. The coding region runs from base 312 to 872 and encodes 186 amino acids. The transcript has 2 exons. Gene Ontology annotation, biological process: negative regulation of TOR signaling; regulation of apoptotic process. Gene Ontology annotation, cellular component: cytoplasm.